AUGACGGUGGAAAUUCCGACUGUGAUCCAUACACAGUGGAAAAUAAAUAUUCCUGGUCCUGAAAAUUGGACGAAGAAAGUAAAAGUUCCAUUUCAUGAAUGUACUCAUAUAGAUAUUAUUAUUAUGCAAGCUUCCCAUGAAAGAAUCAACAUAAAAAUUGAGAACGUGGAUUUGUUACAUCCUUAUAAACUGAAAAUCGCAAUAUUGAGUGAUGAAAAUCGAAAAAUAGAUUGUGAAUUGCCAAAAAAAGCUGUCGAAAACCAGAAAUUUGAGACUUGGAUAGAAAAAAGUCAACUUGUGGACAAAUCACGCUUUCACUUACCGUAUUCGUUCACUUUGGUGUGUACCAUUAUAACUUCUGGUGGAAAUUUGGAUUCAAGAGCUGCGAAUUCGACGCAGGAUGAUUCUUUUCCAUGUUCAAUGGUUUCUCUUUUACCUCUGCAAGAAGAUCUCAAAGAAAUGCUAUUGAAUGACAAGCAUAGCGACGUUAAACUGCGAUCACAUGGCAUGGUCAUACCGGCUCACAAAGGCUUGCUGUCAGUCCGAUCUCCCGUGUUCUCCACCAUGUUCGAUCAAGAUAUGCUGGAAACUCAGACUGGCGUUGUUGAUAUUCCUGAUGUAGAAAGUGAAACUCUGCAAUCAUUUUUAGAGUUUCUGUACACUGAUACGAUUACCAACAUUGAUUAUGAGAAAUUGUUGAAACUGAUGUUUGUGGCUGAAAAAUAUCAAGUGGAUUACUUGAAAAAACGAUGCUCAGUAAUACUGAUGUCCAAACUGUCGUUGGAGAACGUCUGUGAAGUGGUUUCUGUUUCUGAUGUGGUCAAUCAACCGAAUUUGAAAUUGUGUGCAAUUAAUUUUAUAAAGGAAAACAAAAAGAAGAUUAUUUCCUCACCUGUUUGGUCAGAGUGGGUGGGAAAGAACAUGAAAUUAGCCAUUGAAAUUUUGUCGAAGUUGAUUGAUGUUUGA
Molecule: messenger RNA, 966 nt
Organism: Parasteatoda tepidariorum (common house spider)
Lineage: Eukaryota; Metazoa; Arthropoda; Arachnida; Araneae; Theridiidae
Source: RefSeq, a predicted model, not a curated record